CCAGUUUCAGUCUCAGACAUUAGAACCAUUUCUUCCUCUCUCUCUCUCUCUCUCUCUCUCUCUCUCGUUUCACCAAAAAAUACUCACCGCAAACCUCACCAAAAACCCUAAAAAUCACAUUUUUUCUCCAAAUCAACACAUCAAGACUCAUUGUAAAGUUGCUGGGUUCAAAAUAUAUUUCUGUUGCUGCGUUUUAACUCUAUUAGGCGUUGUGUUUCUUCUCAUUUUCUUCAUCCAACCCAUUAUUAAGUAUGGAAAAUUACAAGUUCUAUCGUAGUUGGAUGUACGAUCGUAUGUAUGCUGGGAGACGUGGACUUAAACCACUUUUUGAGGAAGGAGUUAAAUUGUUUAUUACAUGGGCAUUUGAUCAAGAAUGUUGUCGGGAAGAGGGAGGAGUGAGAUGUCCGUGUCUUAAAUGUGGAUGUAGACGUAUAAUAAGUGAUCCGAAAGAAGUAGAAACUCAUUUGAAGAGAAAGGGAUUUAAGGAAAAUUAUUGGGUUUGGACAUCAAAUGGGGAAGAAAUGCCGAUAAAUAUGCCAGAGACUAGUAAUUUCCAACAUGGCUCAAGUAGUCGAUCACAGAUGGAAUAUGAAGAACAGUUUAAUCUACACGAUGACAUGAUUGGCGAUGCUUUAGGGGUUAACGUGGCCUACGAUGAACAACAAGAUAGUGGCGAUGAGGAAGAGUUGCCGAAUGAGAAAUCUCAAAAAUUUUACGAGUUGUUGAAAGAAAUAAACACGCCAUUGUUUGAGGGUUCGUCAGACUCUAAAUUGUCUAUGUGUGUGAGAUUGUUGGCUGCAAAAUCAAACUGGAAUGUUCCUGAUCAGUGUCUGGAAUUCUUUUGUCAAAUGAUGUUGGAUGCGACUCCUACGAAAGACAAUUUGCCUAGAAGUUAUUAUGACGCGAAGAAGUUGGUUAUGAAGUUGGGAUUAGAAGUAACGAAGAUUGAUUGUUGCAUUAGAGGUUGCAUGUUGUUUUAUGACAAUGAGUUUGGUACAAACGAUGGAGCGUUAGAGGAAUGUAAGUUUUGUAACAGUCCAAGGUAUGUAGUUCGCACUAAAACCAUUGAUCAUAAGAAAAAACGCAUAGCAGUGAAAUCAAUGUUUUAUCUACCGAUAAUACCAAGGUUGCAGAGAUUGUUUGCUUCAAUGCACAGUGCAAGUCAAAUGACCUGGCAUCAUACAAACAAAACAAGUACAAGCACUAUGCGACAUCCAUCUGAUGGUGAAGCAUGGAAGCACUUUGAUCGGAUGCAUCCUGAUUUUGCCGCAGAACCUAGAAAUGUCAGACUUGGAUUAUGCUCAGAUGGUUUUACUCCAUAUGUCCAACAGUCGGGAACUGGAUAUUCUUGUUGGCCGGUUAUUGUUACUCCUUACAACCUCCCCCCUGAGAUGUGCAUGACAAAGCCUUACAUGUUUUUGACUUGCCUCAUUCCAGGGCCGUCGAGUCCAAAAGCAGGAAUUGACGUGUAUUUACAGCCUUUAGUUGAUGACUUAAAGAGGUUGUGGAUUGGAGAAUGUACUUAUGACAUAUCUCGUAAACAAAACUUCAACAUGCGAGCUGUUUUGAUGUGGACUAUUAACGAUUUUCCUGCAUAUGCCAUGUUGUCUGGUUGGGGUACACAUGGUAAAAUGGGAUGUCCUCAUUGCAUGGAUAAGACGAAGGCGUUUACAUUGGAUAAAGGAGGAAAAAGUUCGUGGUUUGACUGUCAUCGUAGAUUCCUACCAAAAAACCACAUACUUAGAAAAAACAUGAAUGAUUUCAGAAAAGGUAUAAAAGUAACAGAUUUUCCUCCCCCCCGUUUUUCAUCAGUUGAAGUAUGGAACAUGGUACGUGAUCUACCAAAAUUCACAGACAAUGGAAAAGCGAUCAGAAUUCCAGGAUACGGGGACAAACACAAUUGGACUAAAAGAAGUAUUUUUUGGGACCUCCCAUAUUGGAAAGAUAGUUUAUUGCGACAUAAUCUUGAUGUUAUGCACAUAGAGAAGAAUUUUUUUGAUAAUGUAUUUAAUACAGUGAUGGAUGUCCAAGGCAAGACAAAAGAUAAUGAGAAUGCUAGAAAAGACAUGGAACUAUAUUGUAAUCGAAAAGAUUUAGAGUUGAAGACUCUACCAAAUGGGAAGCUAUUAAAACCCAAAGCUACUUAUAGUCUAACUCCACAAGAAGCCAAGCUUGUUUGCCGAUGGUUAACUGAAUUGAGAAUGCCCGAUGGUUAUGCCUCUAACUUGGCAAGAUGUGCCAACGCCAGCACUGGCAAGGUGACUGGAAUGAAAAGUCAUGAUUGCCAUGUUUUCAUGGAACGACUUCUUCCAAUUGCCUUCAGCUCAUUGCCAACACAAGUGCUCAAUCCACUAACUGAAAUUAGUCAGUUUUUUAGAGAUAUUUGUGCAUCAAUUUUAAGAGUCGAUGACCUAAUUAAGUUGGACCAAGACAUUCCUCUCAUUCUAUGCAAGUUGGAACAAAUUUUUCCACCUGGUUUUUUCGAUUCAAUGGAACAUCUUCCUGUGCAUCUUGCAUAUGAAGCUUUUCUGGGUGGACCUGUUCAAUAUAGGUGGAUGUAUCCUUUUGAAAGAUUCAUGGGUGAUUCAAAGAGAUCUGUGAAAAAUAAGGCUAAAGUGGAGGGUUCGAUAUGUGCACAUUAUUUGCAUCGGGAAACAUCUCAUUUUUGCUCUCAUUAUUUCAAUCACAUGAUGUUAAUUCCAAGAAUCACAAGGAAUGAAGUUAAUGUUACAGAAAGAAGUCAAUUCACCUUAUCCAUCUUCGGACUUCCUGGUCGUAGUUCUGGAAAGACGAAUGUGCACUGGCUGACCGAAAAGGAAUUGCAAUCUGCUCAUGUUCAUGUAUUGAUUAAUUGCGUUGAAGUUAAACCAUACAUUGAGUUAUAUAAUAACUUCCAAUAUGAACUCACCGGUGAACAAGCAACAACCACUGACAUACAUGCUUAUUUUCCUUUAGGGAAGGGUUAUUCCUAUUAGUAUUCUGGAUUCUGGAUAUGUUUUUGUUGUAUUUAUAUCUGAUUCUGAUAUGGGAUCAGUUAUUUUAGGACCUGCCAUUGAACUUAACUAUUUUUCAUAUGAACAAUAACCAAAUAGUUUGAACCAUGUAAGGAGUUUUACUAGUAAGAACCUGGAAGUAGUUUAGACCCAUCUAUUGAAUGGUAUCCGGAGGUAGCUGAGAGGCCAAGGUUUCCAAAAGUAACCGCGACGAGGUUGUUGUAGCCAUGGACAUGUUGAAUUCAGUUUGUAUUUGGUAGGUAGCAGUAUGUAUCUUGCGUUGAGUGGUGGAGGGGAGAGAUUGUGUUGUGUUCAGUUUUGGUAGGUAGCAGUAUGUUUCUUUUACUAUUUCAUCUCUUUGCUUUUAAUUUUUCUUUUAUGAUUUCAUCUUUGUUUUUCAAUUUUACGCUCAAUUUUGGUAUCAUAAUUUUAAUCUCACAAUUUCAUCUCUCCGAUUUUUUUAGACUAUAUGUUUUUGUUGUAUUUAUAUCUGAUUCUUUUUUUAAUACAAGCAUGUUAAUUGCUAACUAAAUUUUUUAAUAUAUGAUGAUAUCCUUGUUGUUGAUGUUUGAAUAAAAUUGUGUGAUGACUUGUUGGUUUAUGUGUAUCUCUUCAUAGAACCCCAUGCUAUUUAUUAAGUUUUGAUGCUGCCUCUAUUUUUCUCAUGUGAUCCAAUAAGUGCAUAUUUAAGGUUUCUUGAAGUUUAGUUUGAUGGCUUCAUAUUA
Messenger RNA from Vicia villosa (hairy vetch), 3718 nucleotides. RefSeq lists its product as uncharacterized. The transcript is spliced from 3 exons. Lineage: Eukaryota; Viridiplantae; Streptophyta; Magnoliopsida; Fabales; Fabaceae. The coding region runs from base 252 to 2975 and encodes 907 amino acids. The record is from RefSeq and is a predicted model, not a curated record.